ACCUGUGCCAGUAGCCUACGGUCGGACAAUUUGCGCAUUCUAAUAAAUUACACGACGGGAGGAGAGCUCCAUUCCAUGACGCCACUACAUUGAAUAUAGCGUGAUUAGCAGCUCCACCACACCGGGCACAACUAACUCACGGAGAUCACUUUGACGGCCGCUGAGGGAAGUCCAACAUAUUCCUCUGAUAUUAUUUUCUCCGUUUAGCCAAGAGACUGAUACUGCAAAAGCACAAUGCGUGAGUGUAUCUCUGUUCACGUGGGCCAGGCCGGAGUCCAGAUGGGCAACACCUGUUGGGAGCUGUACUGCCUGGAGCAUGGGAUCCAGCCGGACGGACAGAUGCCCAGUGACAAGCCCACAGGUAACCUCGACGACUCCUUCACCACCUUCUUCAGCGCCACGGGCACCGGGAAGUACGUGCCACGCGCCAUCUUCGUCGACCUGGAGCCCACCGUUAUCGAUGAGGUGAGGACAGGCACCUAUCGCCAGCUGUUCCACCCUGAGCAGCUCAUCUCAGGCAAGGAGGAUGCUGCCAACAACUACGCCCGCGGUCACUACACCAUCGGCAAGGAGAUCAUUGACUCCGUCCUGGAUAGGAUCCGUAAACUGGCUGACCAGUGUACUGGUCUCCAAGGUUUCCUGGUUUUCCACAGCUUCGGAGGAGGCACCGGUUCUGGUUUCACCUCCCUGCUGAUGGAACGUCUGUCUGUCGACUUUGGCAAGAAGUCUAAGCUGGAGUUUGCCAUCUAUCCAGCUCCCCAGGUGUCCACAGCUGUGGUGGAGCCCUACAACUCCAUCCUGACCACUCACACCACCCUGGAGCACUCUGACUGUGCCUUCAUGGUGGACAAUGAGGCCAUCUAUGACAUCUGCCGUAGGAACCUUGACAUUGAGCGUCCCUCGUACACCAACCUCAACAGGCUGAUCAGUCAGAUCGUCUCCUCCAUCACUGCCUCCCUGCGUUUCGAUGGAGCCCUGAAUGUUGAUCUGACAGAGUUCCAGACCAACUUGGUGCCCUACCCCCGUAUCCACUUCCCUCUGGCCACCUAUGCCCCGGUCAUCUCCGCUGAGAAGGCCUAUCACGAGCAGCUGUCAGUGGCUGAGAUCACCAAUGCCUGCUUUGAGCCGGCCAAUCAGAUGGUGAAAUGUGACCCCCGUCAUGGCAAAUACAUGGCCUGCUGUCUCCUGUACCGUGGUGACGUUGUUCCCAAGGAUGUCAAUGUGGCGAUCGCUGCCAUCAAAACCAAGAGGAGUAUCCAGUUUGUGGACUGGUGUCCCACUGGCUUCAAGGUGGGUAUCAACUACCAGCCCCCUACGGUGGUUCCUGGAGGAGACCUGGCCAAGGUCCAGAGGGCUGUGUGCAUGCUGAGUAACACCACAGCCAUCGCCGAGGCCUGGGCCCGUCUGGACCACAAGUUUGACCUGAUGUAUGCCAAGAGAGCCUUCGUGCACUGGUACGUUGGUGAGGGCAUGGAGGAGGGAGAGUUCUCUGAGGCCAGAGAAGACAUGGCAGCCCUGGAGAAGGAUUAUGAAGAGGUGGGCAUCGACUCGUUUGAGGAGGGGGAAGAAGGAGAAGAGUAUUAAACAACGAAUUAGCUGGUUUGGUUCCGGAACAAAAUGAAUGUUACAAGGUUAAUUGCCAAAUGAGUCCAAAAGGAGCAAUCAAAUAUUUUGGUUAUUGUAUCUUAAUUAUCAAAACUGUAUUUAAUGUGUAUGUCGUUCACACUGAGUUUAAUAUCCACAUCAUGAAAUUCCACAUCUUAGACAAAUUUAGAAAUGAAAAAUUGCUGAAAAAGUUACCCCUUUUUCUUUGAUUUGAAGAAUACUGUUGCCUUGCCAAUGUUUUCCUUUUUUUUACUGAGUUAUUCUAAAUCAGUGUUUUAUUAAACGCUAAAGCAGAAGUUGUACAGGAACAUGCUAGUUUUUAUAAUGAGGCCCUCAUCAAUAAUGUAUAAUGUCCAAGCUCAAUAAAGUUAUCCUCAAAAUAAA
Messenger RNA from Oncorhynchus mykiss (rainbow trout), 1989 nucleotides. Its product is annotated as tubulin alpha chain. The record is from RefSeq and is a predicted model, not a curated record. Gene Ontology annotation, molecular function: structural constituent of cytoskeleton; GTP binding. Gene Ontology annotation, cellular component: microtubule. NCBI's taxonomy places the organism in Eukaryota, Metazoa, Chordata, Actinopteri, Salmoniformes, Salmonidae. Gene Ontology annotation, biological process: microtubule-based process.